Molecule: messenger RNA, 5335 nt
Organism: Syngnathoides biaculeatus (alligator pipefish)
Lineage: Eukaryota; Metazoa; Chordata; Actinopteri; Syngnathiformes; Syngnathidae
Product: gastrula zinc finger protein XlCGF8.2DB-like
Exons: 4
Coding region: 435-1388 (317 amino acids)
Biological process (GO): negative regulation of transcription by RNA polymerase II
Molecular function (GO): DNA-binding transcription repressor activity, RNA polymerase II-specific
Source: RefSeq, a predicted model, not a curated record
UGCUGCGGCGGACGAAAUCUUCGACAUGUUCGGGCGGACGAUCGCGUCGUACGAGGAGCAACUUUGUCGAGCAAGAGAGGAGAACGAGCGACUGCGAGACGUUUGGGACUCUCAAACGCUCAAGCGCCGCCAAGACGAUCAGCGAUGAGCAUAGAAGUCCAAUAACAGAACACCGCUCGGGUUCGGAUCGGGGAGGCGGCGUUCUCCCCAAUCACGGCCUUCCGGGUCUCACCGUCAUUGGCCACAUUCAUUGGAGACUGGAAGUUGCCCGUGAGCGUGAAUACAUCCAGCAACCGACUGCUCACGGAGAAGAACUUCCCCCGCGGCGGAGCUCCAUUUUGGAGGAUCCGCGGCCCCCCCACGCCGAAGGCGACGAGGACGAGUUACCGUCAGCCGUCGCCAAAGAGGAAGAGGAGGAGGCUGACGUCGGCGGGAUGCCGCUGACCGUCGUCCCUGUGAAGAACGAAGACAACCCGCCUGAAAUGUGCUUGAGCUCCAUUUUGGAGGAUCCGCGGCCCCCCCACGCCGAGCGUGACGAGGACGAGUUACCGUCAUCCUUCGUCAAAGUGGAAGGGAAGGAGGGUGACGUCAGCGGGAGGCCGCUGACCGUGGUCCCUGUGAAGAACAAAGACAACCCGCCUGAAAUGUCCCAGCUUCCAAGCGGACCGACGCCACGGGACGAGCUCGUAGCGCCGCUGCCGCUCGCCGGCGUCGUCAAAGAAACCGGCGGAGGUGACCACGAACUGACAAAAGGUUCCGAGAAGCAGACGGCCAAAGGGCGUUUCAGCUGCUCGUUUUGCGGUAAAGGUUACGCUUAUCGCUGCAAGUUGGCUUUGCACGUGAAAGUGCACACGGGAGAGAAACCUUUCCCUUGCUCCAUCUGCGGCAAGCGCUUCACCCAAAAGGUCAACAUGCUGUCGCACACCAGGACGCACACUGGAGAGAAACCGUUCAGUUGCUCAGUUUGCAGGAAAACCUUCGCCCACAAGUCAAAUAUGGUCGCGCACGCCAAAACACACACGGGAGAAAGACCCUUCGCUUGCGCCAAUUGCGGCAAAACCUUCUUUCAAAAGUCCAACAUGUUGACACACAUGAAAACGCACUGCGGAGACCGACGAGCUUUCGCUCCCGCCGUCUGCGGCAAGACUUAUUCUCAUCAGAACAGUUUGAGCGUCCGCGCGAGGUUGCACGAUGAGGACAAAUCCCUCACGUGCUCCGUUUGCGGUAAAAAGUUCUCCCGGAUGAUCGACCUGCGGGCGCACGCGGGAGAGAAGCCGUGUUGCUGCAUUGUUUGCGCGAAGAGGUUCGCCCAAAAGACUCACCUGGAAGCGCACACGCGAACGCACACGGGUUGUGCGGCAAAAGUUACGCUUAUCAGAACAAUUUAGGCGUGCACAUGCAGACACACGAGGUGGAAAAAUCCUUCAACCGUUCCGUGGGCGACAAAAGUUUCUCUUGAAAGGUUUUCACGGUCGCACGCACGCACUUGGGAGAGAAACCCGGCAAACGCUUCACUCCAAAAGUGCACCCGGCGCCGCCGCCAAAACGUCGGCUUGCUUGCGCACGGCGGCGGGGAAUUAAAGAAAAAAGAAAAAAAAGUGAAGCUCCCGGGCAACAGAUUGCGCCAAAAGAUUCGCAGGCGCAUGAGGGGACACCUCAAACUGGGUUUGGAUUUGUUUUUUCCUUCUCGUUUUUUUCCUUUUUGGGGGGAACCAACUCAAAAACGCACACAUCACAAUCACUUUCAUUCUUUCUUUUGUUGUUUUGCACAUGAUGUCAAGUUGACGGAGAUUUUUGUCUGCUGUACGUGCGGCACGGCGGGCGACCGGUUAGCACCUCUGCCUCAGAACUGUGAGACGAAUGUGCCCGCGUGGCUUUUCUCCGGGCACUCCGCUUUCCUCCCAUAACGUGCGUGCCAGGAGAAUUGAAGACUCUUCAUUGUUAAUGUGAGUUCCGAAGGUCGCCCGUUUUCACGUGCCCUGCGAUCGGCUGGCGACCAGUCCGACGCGUUUGCCGCCUCUCGCCCGGAGUUAGCCGGGACAGGCUCCAGCGCACCCGCGGGCCUCAUGCAGAGAAAAUGGGCGAAGGGGUGCGUUUACUGUCAGCCACGGAUGUCAAACUCAAGGCCCGGGGGCCAGGGGUGCCAAAACAAAUCACGUGUUGUCGAUUGCACGUGUUUUGUCACCUUCAUUUUGCUGUCAGCGAUAUGUCUGUAUUUUUUCAACUUGACUCUCAAUGAGUCUCGUGCAUCUGGGUGAGUUUCAGUUUUUGAAAUGAACGACCCACUGAAAUGACUCAUUUGACACAUAUUGCAAUUUAUUCUAAUGUACGUUGACAUUUUUUGUGAUUAUUAUGAGCAGUCUGAAAUUCAAUUUCAAAUCCGCUGUUUGGCUUUCACUGAUGUGCAAUUCACAUAUACUCGUUAAACUCUGACAAGAAAAUGUUGUAAAUGUACAGAAAUGUGUGAAAUCUGUCUGGAAAUCUGAACACACAAAGUGCAAGUACAGAAAAAUGCUGUACAAGUUGUGACAAAAGCCAAAAGUGCUCGCGUGUCGACUGCUACGUAGCAAUUUUCAUUCAUCUCAUUCGUCGCUUCUGAAACUUUGGCAUCGUUUUGCUUUCCCGAGUGCGUCCAAAUCGGGCGUCCAAUGGUGGGCGGCGGCCAAUUUCCCAAGGUCAUUUAAGCGCCAAGUGCUCGUCUGUGCCACCUCUGGUGGACGACGUUAGCAACAACCGUUACCUCCGCUGACAAAUUGCCACGGGCCCCAAUCGGACUCCCCGACUGUCCGGUUCUUGCCCGCGGGCCGUUCAUUUGGUUGCACUGCUUUUUUUGCAGGAUUUGGGCAACAAGACUCACGAGAGAAGCGGCGAGCGUUCGCCCCCCGGUACGGCCGCCGCCUUGAGAUACGAGCGACCCGCCGUGCACCGCCUUGACUUGUGAGUUUGAGACGCCAGGCUCGGCUCGGCUCGGCUCGGCGUGCUGAAUUGGACUCGCGUGCUGUUUAUUGGCCCGCUCAAUUGAAGUUUCCUUUUAAAUGAACCGGCAAACCUUGCGUAUUUUAAACAACUGAAGCGGGUACAGAACGUAUUCAGGGAUCCUCUCCAGUUCUGUCAGGUUGGAUGGCGAACGUUGGUGGGCAGCCGUUUGCGGGUCUCUCCAGAGAGGCUCAAUUGACCCCUCCGUGGAUAUUGCGCAAUCCGCGUCACCGACCAAUCAGAGGCCAGAGAUCGGCAUAAGCCAAAGCCCGUUUUUGCUCCCGCCAUUUUCUCAGACGACGUUGCAUGGUCCAGUACGGGUUUAGUUAGCGUUUUAUCGCGUAUUUGGGUUAUUGAACAAAAAAUAUGGUUAAGAGGCGUAGUCACGGACUUUGUAAUCGUGACGACGGGUAUCCCGAAAGGCGAGUCGGUGGGACUUCCAUUCGUACCCUUUCCAAAACCGAAGACCCGGUACGAAAAAUGCCUUCGAUGGAUCAAACUUUGUGGAAGACCGCAUCAUCAACUAAAUCCAUCUAAUAUCAACCGGAACACACAUGUUUGCACCAAGGUAUGCCCUAUAUUUGAUUUUCAAUACACGUCUCGUAUAAAUGAAUUCGAAGUUCUUCGCUAGCAUAACACUGCUACGUGUGAACGAUUGACACACUUAUUCUUUGUUGAGCGAUAUUUAGCGACGAUCGGACUGCACAAAAGUGUCGCUUUCUUGCUGGCUCGCGGCCAGAAGCUUAACCAGACUGUGUUUGCACGAAGAUAUGCCCUAAAUUUGAUUUUUAAUACACGUCUCGUGUAAAUGAACGAGACGUUCUUCGCUAGCAUAACAUUGCUCCGUGCGAACGAUUGAAUGAAAUCAGAAGCAUGGCGUCUGUCUCGUUCAGAAUGUAUUGUAUUGUAUUUGCCAUUUUUUACGAAUUGUUUGUCUUACGUCCGCGUGACUUCAGGAGGCGUGGUUAAGUGCCCUGUACGGAGGGGUCAAUUGGGUUGAAGUCAGGGGUCUGGCCGGGCCAUUCGAGAAGAGUCGUUCCGAAGCCACUCCUUCGUUAUUGCUUGGGGCCGUUGUCUUGUUGGAAGGCGAAAGUGGGAAAAUCUGUCCUACACUGCCCCCGAGCGGCCGAGGUGCGCACGCCUGAAGGAGCAGCGCCGUGCCCCGUGAGUUGAAGCGUUAAAAACGGGAGGAAAAGCCUUUGAUUCUCGCCUCUCUCUUGAAUGACAUCAUUACUGCAUGCAAAAUUGCAUCAAAGUUGUUUGUGUCCAUUGUGAGAUCUGAGCGUUCACGGAAGGAAUUGAACUCAUAUCUCAGAGCACCGCUGAGGGCAAGCGACAUAAAUAGAAUGUAUUUAUGAUUCUUCUUACAGUUGCCGUCUGCAAUGUUGGUGUUGAUUCUCGUCAUUGCUGUAAAUACAGAUGUCCUUGGCUUGAUGUGUGUGCGUGUGCAGCUCUCCCAUACGUAUAUACACACACGCACGCACAUCAAUGCUACUCAAAUCUUGAAGCCUUGAAAAAUUAGAAUCCUUGAAAGAUGUGACUCUUCCACAUUAUUCCGAGUCUUUCCCCGAUAAAUGUUUUUGUCAAAUAAAUAGCCAUCCAUCCAUUUUCUGAGCCGCUUAUCCUCACGAAGGUCACGGGAGUGUCGGAGCCUAUCGUGGCUAAUCCUCGGCUGAGAGGCCGGGCACACUUUAAUGUGCAAAUCAACCCCAGAACAAAAGCUCAAGACCUUGCGGAGAAGCUGGUAAGAAAGCGUUAUUGUCCUGCACCAAGGUUACAUCCGGAGGAAAAAGGGGGAAUCGAGUAGACCUGAGAACACCGUCCCAACUGUGAACGAUGGAGGUGGCAGCAUCAUGUUGUGGAGGCGUUUUGCUACAGCGGGAACUGGAGCGCUUCGUAAAAUCGUGAAGAAAGACCAUUACAUGCAGAAAUGAAGGCAACGUCUCGAGACAUCAGACGGGAAGCUAAAACUUGGGCGCAAACGGGUCUUCCGAAUGGACAACGACCCGAAGCGUACAUCAGAAGCGGCUUGCGGAUGACAAAGUCAAUGUCUGGGAGUGGCCUUUGCAUGCUACUGGAUACUGCUGGAAUGGAUGAAAGCUUUUGACCUCAAAGAAAAUAUACGCACAAUUCUCUGUCAUUAUUGUGGCAUUCAACAAAUUGGAAUAAUUUUGGGGAUCUUUAGUCUGAUUUGACUGCAUAUGAUAUGAUGACUUGAUUGCUUUUGUUGGUUUUAAUAAUCUUACCAAGGCCUGGACAGAGGGAAUAAUACCGCUUAUUUCUUCAUGUUUGUUUAUUUAUUUGUUCGUUCGUUCAUUCAUUCUUCUCGAGUUCUUGUAGCAAUAACUGAUGUACGCAU